Molecule: messenger RNA, 240 nt
Organism: Cercopithifilaria johnstoni
Lineage: Eukaryota; Metazoa; Nematoda; Chromadorea; Rhabditida; Onchocercidae
Source: the annotation of a GenBank genome assembly
AUGCACUCCGUGCCACCCUUCACACUUCCCUCCGCAUAUCCACUCAGAAUAGCACAUCGAACCAAUGCUCUUGCAGUUGGUUACAUUCAGCAGGGGUACCGAUUGCUAAAAUGUGCUUCGCACGUGAAAGCCACGUGGCAUGUUAGAUUAGAAACUGGAAGUGCAAUGAAAUAUGCCACGAGUUUUAGGCGUGAAAUAUUUCAUCCAAUGCGAGUUCCUUUAUGCGGAAACUUAGAGUGA